This is a messenger RNA of Polyodon spathula (Mississippi paddlefish), 2084 nucleotides long. It is a transcript of the gene eloal, whose product is annotated as elongin A, like. Bases 1 to 2022 code for a protein of 673 amino acids. Gene Ontology annotation, cellular component: elongin complex; nucleus. Lineage: Eukaryota; Metazoa; Chordata; Actinopteri; Acipenseriformes; Polyodontidae. The record is from RefSeq and is a predicted model, not a curated record. The transcript is spliced from 12 exons. Gene Ontology annotation, biological process: transcription elongation by RNA polymerase II.
AUGGCUGAGUCUGAAGUUUUGGAAAAAGUGUUUAAACUAAAAGAGCUUCUAAAUGAAACCACGGAGUCUAAGAAGGCAAUCGGUUUUUCAACCAGCAUUUUGCUCUAUACUUGGAGGUUUUAUGAGGUCCAGUUAUGGGUUUUAAAAACACUGAAGCGACUGCAGGACUUGAAGAUAACACUGGACAUCCUUGCGGAAACUGGGAUUGGAAAAACGGUUAAUUGUUUUCGGAAGCAUGAGAUCGCAGGUGAUUUAGCCAAAGCAAUAGUUAACCAGUGGAAAAAGUUGGUUCCCAAGGAAACUAGCAGUUCUAGCCUUGCACAGCAUGACCACCCUCCAGAAAACCAAGAAAGCUUCAAGAAAAAAGAAAAGAGAGAUUUUCUGCAAGACAAGACUUCCAGUGACAUAUCUGAGAAAAGGCAUUCCACAGGACAGGAUAAAAGGGGAUUUGAAAAAUCUGAAUUUGUGCCCAAAGAAAUGUCCAAAACAGAUAGCCAUCGAGCGAGUGCUGUUAAGACAAAAACUCUGAAUGACAGAGCUUCUGAAGGUCAUAAACAUGAAGAACAGCGUCUUGAUAAUGUAAAACAUUGCCCCAAAAGUGGAAACACUGAAGAAUCAAAUGGUGAUCUUGAAGACUGUAGUGAGAAAAAGCCUUCCAGAUCUACCAAGGCCCCCCAUAAUCCCCCAUCAGAAAAAAAGGCACCCAACCAUGUAGACAAAGAGAAGUACGAUCACAAGCAGACCAACAAGGAGUCUCCCUCAUUCACCUCCAUAACAGAGGAAACAUAUAGUAGUGCCAAAAGUUUUGUGAAAAAGGACAAAAAGUCAACCAAAGUUGCAAGUGAUGAUAAUGUAAUGCGUGAUAGGAGAAGUACUCUGACACAGAAACGAUCGGCUACUUUGGGUGAACUGGAAAUGGAUAACAAAGCGAAGAACAGAAAGUCUGGGAAGUUUGUUGAUGAGAGGAGUGGUGAUGGUGACUUUGAGGAGCCGACCAUGUCCUUUGAAACCUGCCUGAACUAUGACCUUGGACCUGCCUCCAAAAAAAGAAAAAAGCCUUCCAAAAUUCAAAAGCUGACCAAGAAACAUGAAAACCAUGAUGGUAAAACUGAAUCCGUAGGGAAAAAGGUUUCAGAGAAAGAUAAGAGCACGACGGAAAAAAAGAACAUGAAAUCUGAGGAUUCUCCUAAAAAGGUGGAAUCCGGAUCUAUAAUGGAUCUGUUAAAUGUUCCAUUGCCAUCUUUUCUGCCGGAUUGUUUCUUAUUCCCUUCUCCUUGCAUAGACAAUAAAAAACAAGCUGAAGUCCCCAAUACCUUGGAAGAUACCGUUGUGUUUACAGGCCAGAGACUUAACUCAAAGAUGCAGGUUUAUUCUGGUGCUAAGACUGUGUUCCUUCCGAGCAUGAUGACACUUUAUCAACAGUGCAUACGUACACUUCAGAACAACAUUGACUCACUUUACGAGAGUGGAGGAGUUCCAUUUGAAAUUCUAGAGCCAGUGCUUGAACACUGUACCCCAGAACAGCUGUACAGAAUUGAAGAGUGCAACCCGGCUUAUAUUGGGGAUACUGACCACUUAUGGAUGAAACACUGUCAGAAGGAGUUCAAAAAUGAAAGACCUCAAGAGUACGAGGCAUGGAGAGAAAUGUAUUUGAGACUUUUUGAAGAAAGAGAAAGAAAGUUUAAACUUCUGACAAAAAGCAUAGUCUCGGCACACUCUGGAAAACCUAAAGGCCGACAGGUGAAGCGAGCAUUUAUUCAUUCUGUAGCCAAGCCUCCCAGAGAGGUGCGUCGAAAACAGGAGAUCUAUGGGACUGCGUGCUCCACUGCCCAGCCUCAUUCCGUUGAUAAAGUGAAAAUUUCAAGUGUAAAGACACCAGAAAGCACAGUGAGACACGGCUCUUCGGAAGUGAGCCUGUCCAGUGCUGGUCCUAGUCAAGAUCCAAAGAAAAUGGCAAAAAAAUUUGCACCAAUGAUGGCAAAGUCAUUAAAGAUCUUCAAGAGCCAACUGGUACGCCGAUAGAUGCACUUUUGAAUCACUUUUUGUUCGAUAAGGAACCAUUAUGAUCUGGACCAACCCCCCCC